CAGGUACAGGGGCCUGACUCGGGACCAGGUGAAGGCUAUCAACUUCCUGCCGGUGGACUAUGAGAUUGAGUAUGUGUGCCGGGGAGAGCGCGAGGUGGUGGGGCCCAAGGUCCGAAAGUGCCUGGCCAACGGCUCCUGGACAGACAUGGACACACCCAGCCGAUGUGUCCGCAUCUGCUCCAAGUCAUAUUUGGCCCUGGAAAAUGGGAAGGUUUUCCUGACGGGUGGGGACCUCCCCGCUCUGGACGGAGCCCGGGUGGAUUUCCGGUGUGACCCUGACUUCCAUCUUGUGGGCAGCUCCCGGAGCAUCUGUAGUCAGGGCCAGUGGAGCAGUGCCAAGCCCCACUGCCAGGUGAAUCGAACGCCGCACUCAGAACGGCGCGCAGUGUACAUCGGGGCGCUGUUUCCCAUGAGCGGGGGCUGGCCCGGGGGCCAGGCCUGCCAGCCCGCGGUGGAGAUGGCGCUGGAGGACGUGAAUAGCCGCAGGGACAUCCUGCCGGACUACGAGCUCAAGCUCAUCCACCACGACAGCAAGUGUGACCCAGGUCAAGCCACCAAGUACCUGUACGAACUGCUGUACAACGACCCCAUCAAGAUCAUCCUCAUGCCUGGCUGCAGCUCCGUGUCCACACUCGUGGCCGAGGCCGCCCGCAUGUGGAACCUUAUCGUGCUUUCCUAUGGCUCCAGCUCCCCGGCCCUGUCCAACAGGCAGCGCUUUCCCACAUUCUUUCGAACUCAUCCGUCGGCCACACUCCACAAUCCUACCCGUGUGAAGCUCUUUGAAAAGUGGGGGUGGAGGAAGAUCGCCACCAUCCAGCAGACCACUGAGGUCUUCACCUCGACUCUGGACGACCUGGAGGAGCGAGUGAAGGAGGCUGGAAUCGAGAUUACUUUCCGCCAGAGUUUCUUCUCAGAUCCAGCCGUGCCCGUCAAAAACCUUAAGCGCCAGGAUGCCCGAAUCAUCGUGGGACUUUUCUAUGAGACCGAAGCCCGGAAAGUGUUUUGUGAGGUGUACAAGGAGCGGCUCUUCGGGAAGAAGUACGUCUGGUUCCUCAUUGGGUGGUAUGCUGAUAACUGGUUCAAGACCUAUGACCCGUCCAUCAACUGCACGGUGGAUGAGAUGACCGAGGCCGUGGAAGGCCACAUCACCACCGAGAUUGUCAUGCUGAACCCUGCCAACACCCGCAGCAUCUCCAACAUGACAUCCCAGGAGUUUGUGGAGAAACUGACCAAGAGACUCAAGAGGCACCCCGAGGAGACGGGCGGCUUCCAGGAGGCACCGCUGGCCUACGAUGCCAUCUGGGCCUUGGCACUGGCCCUGAACAAGACGUCUGGAGGGGGUGGCCAUUCGGGGGUGCGCCUGGAAGACUUCAACUACAACAACCAGACCAUCACCGACCAGAUCUACCGGGCGAUGAACUCCUCGUCCUUCGAGGGUGUCUCUGGUCACGUGGUGUUUGAUGCCAGCGGCUCCCGGAUGGCCUGGACGCUCAUCGAGCAGCUGCAGGGGGGCAGCUACAAGAAGAUCGGCUACUAUGACAGCACCAAGGAUGAUCUUUCCUGGUCCAAAACGGACAAGUGGAUUGGAGGGGCCCCCCCGGCUGACCAGACCCUGGUCAUCAAGACAUUUCGCUUCAUGUCCCAGAAACUCUUCAUCUCAGUCUCUGUACUCUCCAGCCUGGGCAUUGUCCUGGCUGUGGUCUGUCUGUCGUUUAAUAUCUACAACUCUCAUGUCCGUUACAUCCAGAACUCCCAGCCCAACUUGAACAAUUUGACUGCUGUGGGCUGCUCCCUGGCGCUGGCUGCCGUCUUCCCCCUCGGGCUGGACGGUUACCACAUUGGGAGAAGCCAGUUCCCUUUCGUCUGCCAGGCACGCCUCUGGCUCCUGGGUCUGGGCUUCAGUCUGGGCUACGGCUCCAUGUUCACCAAGAUCUGGUGGGUCCACACGGUCUUUACGAAGAAGGAGGAAAAGAAGGAGUGGAGGAAGACCCUGGAACCCUGGAAGCUGUAUGCCACGGUGGGCUUGUUGGUGGGCAUGGAUGUCCUCACCCUUGCCAUCUGGCAGAUCGUGGACCCCUUGCACCGGACCAUUGAGACUUUUGCCAAGGAGGAGCCGAAGGAAGACAUUGACGUGUCCAUCCUUCCCCAGCUGGAGCACUGCAGCUCCAAGAAAAUGAAUACGUGGCUUGGCAUUUUCUAUGGUUACAAGGGGCUGCUGCUGCUGCUGGGUAUCUUUCUUGCUUACGAGACCAAGAGCGUGUCUACAGAGAAGAUCAACGACCACCGGGCUGUGGGCAUGGCCAUCUACAAUGUGGCGGUCCUGUGCCUCAUCACUGCCCCGGUCACCAUGAUCCUGUCCAGCCAGCAGGAUGCAGCCUUCGCCUUUGCGUCUCUUGCCGUAGUGUUCUCCUCCUAUAUCACUCUGGUCGUGCUGUUCGUGCCGAAGAUGCGCCGGCUGAUCACUCGCGGCGAGUGGCAGUCGGAGGCGCAGGACACUAUGAAGACGGGCUCGUCCACCAACAACAACGAGGAAGAGAAGUCCCGGCUUCUGGAGAAGGAGAACCGGGAGCUGGAGAAGAUCAUUGCCGAGAAAGAGGAGCGUGUCUCCGAGCUGCGCCAUCAGCUUCGGUCUCGGCAGCAGCUCCGCCCCCGGCGCCACCCCCCUACUCCCCCAGACCCCUCGGGGGGCCUGCCCAGGGGGCCCCAUGAGCCCCCUGAUCGGCUCAGCUGUGACGGGAGCCGGGUUCAUUUGCUGUACAAGUGAGGGCCUGAGGGGUGGGGGAGGGGCUGGGAGGAAGGCCUCCUCUGUAAGUCUGGGGUCGUCCGGGUCCCCAGGACUGUGGGACCGGCGCGUUUUACAGCCUGCGCUGUCCGGUUUGUGCCUGGCUGCAGCUUCCCGGCCGUUGGCCCCGGCAGCGCGCCGCGCCCCUUGCCCGCCCGCUAGCGCCCUUCUCCGGCCACCUGGUCUCCUUCCGCCGGCCCGCCGCUCUCCCCUCUCCCCUCUCCCCUCUGGAGUUUCCCGCCUCCGCCCUGUGCGUGCUCACGCUUCCCCCCCCACGCUUGUGUGCAUGCGUGCUCACGUGUGCUUUCCUCUCCUUCCUGUGCUCGCGUGUGCCCCUCGUCCUCGCCCCCUCCGGCGCUCGUGGCCGUCGCGCCCUUUGCCUGUCGAGCGGAGGCUUCCCCACCGGCGCAGCUCCGUGUUCACCCGUGCGUUCUCCCUGUGCGUGCUCGUGCUGCCUGGUACCCGCGCCUUUGCCCCUGAAACUCAUUGUCUUCCAAUGGAGCCUGCACAUCGUUAUGCACCUGCCCCGGUUCACACCCUCCCGUGCUUCUGCUUGAACCCCCUUUGUGCUCCUGUACUGCACUAGGCCCACGCUCCCAGGCCCCCUUCCCAGGACUGCUCCCUUUGGGUUUGUGUUUUCUGGGGGGAAUUAAGGGAGAAGAAAUGGGGGCAGGCUUGGAGACCUGCUUCCAGUAGACAGUUGGUGAGAAUCCCAACCACGGGAAGGCCCCUGGACGGCCGACAGGCACAGACGGAACUAUGGGGCAGGAGGUGGCGCCCCCUUCACGCCGUGGUGUCUCUUGGGGAGGGAUCUCCCCCAGUCUCAAUAAAGCAGUGAACAGUGUGA
This is a messenger RNA of Ailuropoda melanoleuca (giant panda), 3629 nucleotides long. RefSeq names its product gamma-aminobutyric acid type B receptor subunit 1 (gene GABBR1). The coding region runs from base 146 to 2764 and encodes 872 amino acids. NCBI's taxonomy places the organism in Eukaryota, Metazoa, Chordata, Mammalia, Carnivora, Ursidae. The record is from RefSeq and is a predicted model, not a curated record. The transcript is spliced from 21 exons. Gene Ontology annotation, cellular component: G protein-coupled receptor heterodimeric complex; membrane. Gene Ontology annotation, biological process: gamma-aminobutyric acid signaling pathway; G protein-coupled receptor signaling pathway. Gene Ontology annotation, molecular function: G protein-coupled GABA receptor activity.